GUGAUGGAUACUGAAGAGAAACCCCAGAUGUACAUCGAUGUCAACAAACAUCCCAUGUCUCGUCCGACCAGGCAACCAUCCUUGAUGUAUGCUUUGAAACGCGACAGUUCCAGAAACUCGUCGCGGCGUAAACAUCGGGAUUUGCCUAAAAAUCCCGCCGAGGAUUCCACGAGCCCGCACUCCGACAGCAUACGAAACCGCAUGCGUUCUCGUACUCAGGUGAUGUGUAACACCAAGCAUCGUAUAACUUGUGCUUUAAUUGUCGACGAGAACCUGUGGGUGGGUAGGGAGAGUGGAGACAUCGUGGUGAUUGAUAUUUCUGGUGAGAUAGAUGGUAAAGACUACGGUUUUGUUCAUGGCGUUUUGACUUUAGAAGUUGAACGCGGCUUCGCAAAUAAAGGUAUCCACCAUAUGAUUCGUGUCGGAGGAGAUAAAGUCAUGAGUUGUUCCCGAUUCUUCCGCGAGCGUGAUACGAAGGAAGGACGGACGCAAACGGUUCCGGCGGCGAACCGACAGCUGUCCCGCACUUUGUCGCCAGUGCGCCUCCUUCGCCCGCACCCCUUCACCAGGACCACGCCGGCGGUGGCCGAGAAGCCUGUUGAAGAGAGAUGUGAGAACUAUCAGGUUUGCGUCUGGGAACGAUGGAGAAGCGACGAUUUCCGAGAAUUUUAUGAAUAUCACGAGAGCUUAGAAAAGGCUUUGUGAGGAACGAUAACAGGACGCCUUUCUUGGUGAAUACAACUUGAAAAUGGUCUGUUUUAAGAACGGUUUUAUUUGAGCCAAAAUUUCAACCCUUUCGCAUAAGAUUUGAUUUCGCUGGAGCAUAUCGUAGGAUGUUUCAUUUAAAAUCUCUAGAAUGGUUUAAUCCAGUUCAAUGGCUUAACCAAUCCUCUUUUUAACAUUUCCUCAUCUCGAAAUCAUCUUCAAACGACUUCUGCAUGAUUUUAGUACAAGCUACGAGGAAAUUAAGGCCAUUUGUGUAUCAUUUAUUUCCCCAAAACCAAAAUUAUGAAAUUUAGCCCAGAAUUAUCAGUGUUCGUAACAGUAACAGCUCUGACUAAAUUGAAUUUAACUCGACUUCAACUUAUGAUUUCGACAUUGUGAACCCAACGUAUGCAACUUUUUACAAUGCACAAAACGAAAAUCUGUUUUUAAAAUUUUACCAAUAAAUUUUUUUGUAUAGAAUUUUGCAGAUUAGAUAUUAUAUUAGAUUUUCUUUAAUGACAAUUUAACGAUAUUCUCGAUUGAUGCAAUAGAUAUGAUCGAUAGACAAUGGAUAUGAUCGAUAGACAAUAGAUAACUUAUUUCAGUACAUAAAAUGUUAAAAUUGACGUUUCGCUAAGCGUUGUUAGACCAUUUGAAAAAUUAGACAAUUUUCAAAGUUAGCUUUUAAAAAGAAUGGUUCUAUAUAUUCAUGUUUGUGGGACAACUAUUCUUUCCUAAUUUUUUAAUUGUGUAUAGACU
Molecule: messenger RNA, 1464 nt
Organism: Dendronephthya gigantea
Lineage: Eukaryota; Metazoa; Cnidaria; Anthozoa; Malacalcyonacea; Nephtheidae
Exons: 2
Coding region: 4-705 (233 amino acids)
Source: RefSeq, a predicted model, not a curated record